Molecule: messenger RNA, 1314 nt
Organism: Kalmanozyma brasiliensis GHG001
Lineage: Eukaryota; Fungi; Basidiomycota; Ustilaginomycetes; Ustilaginales
Product: Helicase, C-terminal
Exons: 5
Coding region: 1-1314 (437 amino acids)
Biological process (GO): mRNA export from nucleus; mRNA splicing, via spliceosome
Molecular function (GO): RNA helicase activity; RNA binding; ATP binding
Source: RefSeq, a predicted model, not a curated record
AUGUCCGCCAUUGACAACGAGGAUCUCAUCGAUUACGAGGAGGAGGUCGCCGUCGCUCCUUCCUCUACCACCAAUGGUGCCGCUGCUACCGGAAACGGCGCAGCCGCCACUGCCGAUGCCGACAAAGACAAGAAGGGCUCCUACGUCGGUAUCCACUCUACAGGUUUCCGCGACUUCCUUCUGAAGCCCGAGCUUCUCCGCGCCAUCUCGGAUCUUGGUUUCGAGCACCCUUCCGAAGUCCAGCAAGAAUGCAUCCCGCAGUCGAUCCUCGGCAUGGACGUCGUCUGCCAGGCCAAAUCGGGUAUGGGUAAGACGGCCGUCUUCGUCCUCGCCACUCUGCAGCAGAUCGAGCCCGUCGACGGCGAAGUCUCUGUUCUGGUUCUCUGCCACACCCGAGAGCUCGCCUACCAGAUCCGCAACGAGUACGCCCGCUUCACCAAGUACAUGCCCGAUGUCCGCACCGGCGUCAUCUACGGCGGCACGCCCGUCGCCGAGAACCAGGCUAUGCUCAAGGACAAGACCAAGUGCCCGCACAUCAUCGUCGGUACGCCUGGUCGAAUGAACGCCCUCGUCCGCGACAAAAGCCUCAAGGUUUCGGGUGUCAAGCAUUUCGUCAUCGACGAGUGCGACAAGAUCCUCGAGCAGGUCGACAUGCGAAGGGACGUGCAGGACAUCUUCCGCGCUACGCCUCACCACAAGCAGGUCAUGAUGUUCUCGGCUACGCUUGCCAAGGAGGUGCGCCCGACUUGCAAGAAGUUUAUGCAGAACCCCCUCGAGAUCUACGUCGACGACGAGACCAAGCUCACCCUGCACGGUCUGCAACAGCACUACGUGCGUCUCGAAGAAUCCACCAAGAACCGCAAGCUCAACGACCUGCUCGACUCGCUGGAAUUCAACCAGGUGAUCAUCUUUGUCAAGUCGAUCUCUCGCGCCAACGAGCUGGACAAGCUUCUGCGCGAAUGCAACUUCCCUUCGAUCUGCAUCCACGGUGGUCUUGCGCAGGAAGAACGCAUCAAGCGCUACCAGCAGUUUAAGAAUUUCGAGAAGCGCAUUCUCGUCGCCACGGACAUCUUCGGUCGUGGUAUCGAUGUGGAGAGGGUCAACGUGUCGAUCAGUUAUGAUACGCCGACGGAUGCGGACAGCUACCUGCACCGAGUGGGUAGGGCUGGAAGGUUCGGUACCAAGGGUCUGGCGAUCAUGUUCGUUAGCAGCGACGAGGACGCAGAGGUGCUCAAGCAGAUUCAGAGCAGGUUCGAGGUCGCUGUCCCCGAACUGCCCGAGACGAUCGAUUCCAGCUCGUACAUGAACGCCUAG